Orussus abietinus is the source of this 10997-nucleotide messenger RNA. It is a transcript of the gene Nipped-B, whose product is annotated as nipped-B-like protein. The record is from RefSeq and is a predicted model, not a curated record. Gene Ontology annotation, molecular function: chromatin binding. Gene Ontology annotation, cellular component: Scc2-Scc4 cohesin loading complex. Lineage: Eukaryota; Metazoa; Arthropoda; Insecta; Hymenoptera; Orussidae. The transcript has 4 exons. Gene Ontology annotation, biological process: establishment of mitotic sister chromatid cohesion; regulation of gene expression; establishment of protein localization to chromatin. The coding region runs from base 1121 to 7735 and encodes 2204 amino acids.
GGACGCCUUUGUGUCUGUUUUCCUCGUACUCAUACUAUAAAUACUGCUUUCCCCGCGAUCGGCCUCGUUUGACAUGAGGAUGUUUAUUCGGUUCGGUGAAAAAUGUAAGUGGAGAGUGUGCCGCGCAUAGAUUGCGAGUGUUGCACUCGGUGCUCGGCGGAAAAGAGCGUCGAAUCAAGUAGGCCACAGCCACGGAUGACAAUUGAGUGGAUAUCUUCCCAGGCUAAAGUUUAACGAGAAACCUCAGCCGGGACGGUCGCUGCACAGCUGACGUGUGGAUUUCGAUUACACCAUCUCGAUUAGCACGUCCAUCGUCGCCGAGGUACCGUUGCCUCAAGCCGAAACCGUCCCCGUAUCGUGCAUUCCGCGGCAUAAAUAUUCCUCGCUACUGGCUGUCCGAGGUUUUCAGUACCAUUCUGAGGUCUACGUUGGUCAGCGUCGAUCCAUGACAGGAAUUUUCCAUUUCUGAUAUCACUUGGCUAACGGGUGACCAGAGAAGAGUCAUAAUGAAAUAAUCCACUGAGAUUUAGAAUAUCCAGCACUGAUUUCUGCUGAAAUUGUAUAAGCAGUGCAUUCCAUGGCAUAUAUGUCCGUCGCUAAUAGCGAUCUAAGGUUGCAGCACGGAUUUAAGAAUUUGCAAUAACUAGUGUUAACCUACUGCAAGAAUUUUAUAUUUAUGAUGUUGCCAGGCUGACGAUCGAUAAGAGAAGGUUAACCAACCUAGAAUAAAAAUGGAUCGUCUAUUACAAGACCCACGUGCUUCAUCAAAAUUUGGCUGAAAUACAUCCUUGCAUCAUGGGAACUUAAAAGACAAUUUCUUAAGUUCCCAAAAUUUCAUUAGUGCUAGUGCGGUUUGAACGAAGACAGACAGUUCCGAUUGUUGACAUAGUGCUACAAUUGCAGCCUGCCAUUGAGGAAUAAUGCAAACAAAGGCAGACUUUGGUGAUGGUUGUUCUGACAGCUAGUGAUGACAACAUAUUUGAUAACGAUUUAUUGAUCGAAGCGUAACAUCUUAAACGACUCACAUGGAACGUGGAGCUGCUGCUGGUGCAUUCUAUGAUCUUACGGCUAUACUUUGAAACUGGAAUUGAUUUUGAGACUAUUUUUUGUCUACGCUGUAAUGCCAGAACAAAUCAAGUCCAAAAUGAAUGGAGUUAUACCGAGUGUACCGAUAACCACCCUUGCGGGUAUAGCGAGUCUCACCGACUUAUUGUCGGAAAUGCCCCUACCGACUCCACUACCGCAAACUUUGACAAACAAGUCCCUUCUGUUUCAUCCCCGAGUUGCGGAAGAAGCACAAAUAUUGCUAAGUGUUCGGGAUGAAAACUUAGUGCCUCAGUUAAUUGUGUCCUUAUCUCAAACCUCUUCGGAUCAUAUCGAGCUGAAGGAUCACUACGCCAACACGGAGCAACCUUUGGAAACGCAACAAAAUACGCCAGAACUUCUGAAGGCGAUUUUGCAAGCGAAUCCCCACGUAUUCAAAGGUCCUCAAUAUAACUCUCCGAGGAACUGGUCCCAAGGUACACCAACGAUUCAUUCGAACCAGUCACCUGCGAACUAUGGACGUUUUUCGCCAUCGUACUCCAGUUCCUCCGGAUCUAGACAAACGCCGCAGGGCAGUCCAGCUCAUCCUGCAGCAGCCAGGACAGUGUUACCACCUCCUGCAACGAUGCCCCACGCGCAACAUCCGCGAAUGCCCGUUACUCCGCAAAAUCACGCGGAGAUGUCGCAAAUGUCUCCUUUCGCCGUGCCUUCUCCAUCGCCUCGUGCAACAGUUAUUACCGACCAAACGAGGACGUCAACGACGCCGCAACAUCUCCAAGAAGACGUCAACAGUGUGAACCCUCUGCCUAACAAUACGUCUCAACCGAGCAUGUAUUCACCGGUGCACAUGAGUUCUCCCAGCAACCCUCUAACUUCUCUUGGGAACGUGCUGCCCCAGCACCAUAACGUCACGAGUAUCACCCCUCAGCACAAUAUCCACAUGACGCCCAUGCAUGCCGGCAUGUCGGCACAGCAACAGCAGACCAUGAACCUGCAACAAAACGUCUACGAUCCCAUGAUGAAUCAGCAGUUGCAUCAAUUGUUGGAAACCACUCAACCGAUGGACAUUAACGUUUCCAUGCAGGAGAAUCAACAGUUUAUUCUGGAUCCAGUAACUGGUCUUCCCGACAUCGACUUGCCCAUCGAAAACAUGGAGUCGAAGCAAAACGAGAGUCAACAGCCCGAAAGUUUAAUGCCAACUCCUCAAGCGCCUGUUUUUCCGAACAUUAAUUCAACCAGUUCUUUACCCCUUCCAGACUCGACGCAACCGAUAGAACAGCAGCAACAGCAGCAGCAACCGCAACAGCAGCAGCAACCUUUGAUACCGCAGCAGCAACCGCAGCAGCAAAACAAUAACACGCAGAAAAAUACUAAAACUAUACCUGAUCAAUUAGUAGAUAAGAUGAAAGAGCCCGUUGUUAUGUUGAAUAGGUUAUCCUUAUCGGACCAGGCUCUCAUGCAAAAGAGUAUAAGUGCAUUCUCCGAACAGGCUCCCGGUCGUGCGGCAAAGAUGGGUCUUUCCAAUUUGGAGGAGUCCGUCAAAUCCGAAUCCGACAGUGAAGAGGAAAUAGGCCAGAAUAAUAAAUACUUCAAGGCGCGCGCGAAAGAGCGCCAGGUGCAAAGGGAAAAGGAGAAGGCUGAGAAGAAGAAGACGGACGACAGGACGCGGAGACGAAGGAGGUUAGUGGACGACCCGGACGACGACGUCGACGAGAAGAAGGAAGAGAUGUUUCAACCCUCGAAGCCGAAAAUAAGGAAAGUCGAGAAGAAACUGGUGCCUGUUUUGGCUAAACUGAGCGUGGAGGAGCUGAUGGAGACGAACACGUAUCAAAGAUUCAACACGACCAUAGAUACUAUAUUCGAGAAUACCGAAGACACCACGAUGAUGACCGAGCUCGACGACGACGGUGACGUGCCUGACGAGAUCCUUAUAUCUAAGUACCAGCUGCAGGAAUUGUGCACCGAGGCGGCCAAAUUGAAGGCCCUAGGAGCCAUGGAGUCGAUCCCAUCCGACAGACUGGUCAGGGUCCUGAACAUCUUGGAGAAAAAUAUCCGCGACGGCGCCAGAGUCUCGCCUCUGGUCGACCCUGACGACGACAUCGACGAGAGCAGGAUGUUCACGGAGCUGGCGAUGGAAAGGGUGCAACGGGCCGUGGACGCGUCCUUGAUCUCGCUGCACAUCAUGACGUCGCAAAACAUGCCUAAGACGGUGUAUCUGGAGGACGUAAUCGACCGAAUAACGACGUUCAUGAAGUUCCAGCUGCAGAACACCAUUUACCCUUCCUUCGACCCCGUAUACAAGACGGAUUCUAAGAACAAGACUGACAAUUUUAACGCCAGUGGUCGUAAAAAGCGCGGCCACACGAAGGAGGUCCGGGAAAAGAGCAUUCUGCAAUUGUACAAUAAGAUGCACGAGCUCGUCGGACUCCUUGCCGAGUUGCUUAAUGUCCAGGUCCUGACGGAUACGAGUGUCCUUUACGCCUCGACAUUGGGCGUGUCCCCGUUCUUCGUCGAGUCCGUAAGUGAGCUUCAAUUGAGCGCCUUGAAACUUGUUACCGUGAUAUUCACCAAGUAUGAGAAGCACAGGCGAUUACUGCUGGACGACAUAUUAGCCUCCAUAGCGAGAUUGCCCAGCAGCAAGAGGAGCCUGAGGACGUACAGGCUCAAUUCCGAAGACCACAUUCAAAUGCUGACCGCCUUGGUGUUGCAACUGAUCCAGUGCGUGGUCGUCUUGCCGGACAGUAUCAUACCGAGGGAAAAGAGCAAGUACGACGAGGAGAAGAGAGAGGAGAAGAAGUCCAGCAACGUCGACGCCGAUAUAUUGGUCAUAAAUAAAUACGAAACCGCAACCAGGACAGCGGGGAACUUCCUCACGGUGUUCCUUAGCAAGUGCGGGAGCAAGGGAGAAGAGAUCGACUACAGACCUCUGUUCGAGAACUUCGUCCAGGAUUUGUUGGCCACGGUGAACAAGCCCGAGUGGCCUGCCGCUGAGCUCCUCCUGAGCUUGCUGGGGAACCUGCUGGUCGGACAUUUCUCGAACAAAAGUUCCGACAUGUCGCUGAGAGUAGCUUCCCUCGAUUAUUUAGGAGUGGUCGCAGCCAGGCUGCGGAAGGACGCGGUCAGCUCGCAAUGUAAAUUGUCCACUAUAGAUCAGAUCAUAAAGGAUAUAAAAGCCGAGCAGCAGAAGGAAGCCAACUACGACCCGUUGAAGGACAUGGAGAUCCCGGGACUCGGCGAAGAGGAACAGAGGACGGUGUUCCUGCAGAAGGUCCUUUUGGACUAUCUCGCCGUGAACGGUACAAAGGACUCCGCUUUGGGUUACGCUCGUUACUUCUAUUUGGCCCAAUGGUACCGAGACUGCACGUUGGAGAAGACGCGCGUGAGUCAGGUCAAAAAUAGCCCCAGCAAAAAGGUCCACAAGAAGAGGUCCAAGAAGAAGAACAGGCACCAUAGCGACCAAGAGAGCGAGUCGGAGGUGGAGGAUCAGGAUCCGGACGAGAACGACAACAACGAGCAGAAGAACUCCGAGGCCUACAGAGUUAUCGAGGAGAAGAAGAAGUUCAUCAUCAGCAAGAUCCGACCGUCAAGCUCGACCGGUACCAAGCCUGACAUCCUGCAGACCUUCAUCGACUACAAUUCCGCGGAACUGAUCUCCCAGUACCUCGCCUCGAAGCGGCCCUUUUCCCAGAGCUUCGACAGGUACUUGAAGCAGAUCCUGCACGUCCUGACCGAGUCCUCCAUCGCCAUUCGCACGAAGGCCAUGAAGUGCCUGACGAUGAUCGUCGAGGCAGACUCCAGUGUCCUGGCGCGAGGCGACAUGCAGUUGGGAGUGAAACACUCGUUUCUGGACCACUCUACCUCCGUCCGGGAAGCUGCAGUCGAUCUCGUCGGUAAAUUCGUCCUGAGUAGGCCCGAGCUCAUAGACAAGUACUACGACAUGCUGCUGGCGCGGAUCCUAGACACCGGCGUCAGUGUCCGGAAACGCGUUAUUAAGAUUCUGAAGGACAUUUGCAUGGAGUGUCCCGACUUCCCGAAGAUACCCGAGAUAUGCGUCAAGAUGAUACGAAGGGUCAACGACGAGGAAGGAAUCAGGAAGCUGGUGAUGGAGGUGUUCCAGAACAUGUGGUUCACUCCCGUGAGGGAGAGACCUUCGUUGGACGGCGACGCCUUGCUGAGGAAAGUCAUGAACAUCACCGACGUCGUCGCGGCCAGCAAGGACAUGGGCCUAGAGUGGUUCGAACAGCUGCUGGUAAGUUUGUUUAAGCCAAAGGAGGACAAAGACGACAGUACCAAGAUGCAGACGGAGCCGCCGAAGGCGCUUUUGACGGCCUGCAAGCAGAUCGUCGACUGCCUCAUCGAGAACGUCCUCAGACUCGAGGAGACCAACAACGUCACCGAGAAACCCGAGAAGAGGGGCUCCUCCCAGAGGCUGGUCGCCUGUUUGACCACCCUGUACCUUUUCGCGAAGAUCCGACCCCAGUUGCUGGUGAACCACGCGAUAACGCUGCAGCCUUAUUUGAGCCUGAAGUGUCAGACGCAAGGUGACUACCAGAUCAUCAGCAGCGUGGCGCACACUCUGGAGCUGGUGGUUCCUCUGAUGGAGCACCCUAGCGAGACGUUCUUGGCACAACUUGAAGAGGACUCCGUGAAGCUGAUCCUUCAACACGACAGAUCCGUCGUCGCGAGUUGCCUUUCUUGUCUAGGUUCGAUAGUGAAUAACGUGACCCGGAACUUCAAGUUGAUAAGGGACUGCUUCAAGAAAUAUUACGGCCACCUUACGCACUAUAAGUCUCUUUACGAAGAGAAUCCGAAUAACCCUUUGUUGUUGCAGUGGAGGCCGUUUUUCCGGCGCGCCCUGUUUACCGUUGGACUGUUGUUGAGGUAUUUUAAUUUUACGGAUCCCGAGGUGAUAGACGGCCUGCCGGACAACAUUAAGGAUCAGGUCUUCGAGACUCUAAACUAUUUCGUUCACCUCGACAACGACGACAUCAAGCUCUUCACUUUGUCGGCCAUCGGCUCUCUCUGCAUAAGACAUUACGAGUUUAUGAUGCUUCCAGAGCUGAAGGAGCUGUACCACCAUUUGCUGACCUCCGAAAACGCGCUAGUCAACAUGAGGAUCCAGGUCCUUAACAACAUCGAGGUGUACCUCCAAGAGGAAGAGAAGAGGAUGAUCAAACAGGACCUGGAGUGGGCGAAGUUGUCGAAGCAGGAGAACCUCAAGGAAAUGGGGGACGUAUCCUCGGGGAUGGCAAGUACUGUGAUUCAAUUGUACCUUAAGGAGAUCCUGGAGUCGUUCUUACACGCCAACGUCAGCGUCAGACACGCGGCGUUGAAGGUGAUACAGCUGAUCCUGGCCCAAGGCUUGGUACAUCCUGUACAGAUAGUUCCGUAUUUGAUCUGCAUGAGCACGGAUUGCGAGAAGAUGGUGAGCCACAGCGCGGACAAGCAGCUGCAAGACAUCGAGAAGAAGUAUCCCGGUUUCAUCCACAUGAAGUCGCAGUUCGGCAUCAGGCUGAGCUACCGCCUUCAGAGGAUCCUGCAGAACGACGUCACGGUGAGAGGGAUGAGGAUUAAGGAGGGCGAGUUCCCGGGGGCGCUGAACGGGUUCCUGUACACGAUCCUGAGGAACACGAAACAGCAGAGAAGAGCCAUCGUGCAGUCCUUCCUGAAGCAGUUCGACGAGGCCGCGAAAACGAGCCUGUCGCAGAUGCUGUACCUGGCGGACAACCUAGCCUACUUCACAUAUCAAGUGCAAGACGAGCCUCUGUUCAUCAUCCAUCACAUAGAUAUCAUCAUCUCGAUGUCAGGGACUAAUCUGUUACAGUCGUUCAAGGAAGCCCUUCUGCCGAAGGAAGGCGGGCCGAAUCCUCCGCAGCCUCAGCUGGCCAUGGUCUAUGGGCCGGACGGUCAGCCUACCCCGGCGCAACUCUUCGCCACCCUGGAGGACGAGGAGGACGACGAGGAGGACGAAGAGGUCAUCAUGUCGAGGCUCCCGGAGGACACGACGCUGCUGCGAGAAUACAUAACCGCUAGUCAAGGUUUCCUUCUGCUGCUCACCCUGAGGCAGCAUCUCAAGGACCUCUACGGAUUCUCCGACGCGAAGAUCAGCCAGUACUCCCCCUCGGAGUCCGCCAAGGUCUACGAGAAGGCGGUGAGUCGCAAGAGUAACUUGCACUUCAGGCCGAAGGCCACCUUGCAGAAACUCAAGGAAGGCGGCAGCAACGAGGAGCUCAACGAGGGCGGACGCAAGAAGCUGGUCAAAGAGUACCUGGACUUCAAGCAGCUGAUGCUGAAGUUCGACCCCGAGGACCCCGACGACGAGGUAGCCCCCGGCGACGGCGACGCCGCCAAGCGCACGGCCGUUGCAGCGGACGGAGCCGCCGCCAGGCUCGCCAACCCCGAACCCGACAAGGUUGCCGCCGAUGGCUCGGUCACCCAUUCCGAUGUCAUCCAGCAGCACCAGCCCAACCUCAACUCCACCGAGCAUCCCAACAACUCGGUCAACUCGAUAUCCACCUCCCCGCGGGUACCUAAGCUCACGAUACACGCGCACACGGACUUCAAGGAGCACCGCAAGCACCGGUCUCACAAAGCGGAGAAGGCGAAGAAACACAAAAAGAAGAAGAGGAGAAGAAUCUCCGACACCAGCGACAGCGGCGACGAUCACAGUGACCCCGACUUCUUAGUGUGAGUGCAGUGUACAUAUAGGGCUCUCGUCGGGCCGAGAGUUUAGCCGUGAGAUACGAUUCCUCGUAAGAGGAAUCGCGACCUAUCGGUGCCGAGCGCGCCAAGCGGGUGCACCGUGGACAGGGAUACCGAAUGCGAGGUCCACCGGGAGCGACCCGAAGAUCCAAUCGGCGAUGGACGUCUGGGAUUCGUCGCCGGUCGCGUGGCAAGGACCUCGUCCGCUGCUUCACGACCGAGGAGGCGCCAGGGACGGGGACUCUAUGCGAUUCCGGCUCGGCGUCCUCGCCUCGAGCUCGUCCGGGCUCCUUUCGUAUGUUUUCUAAGACCCGCGAACCACCGAUAAGGAAUCGCACCCUCGGAGUCCUCUUAGAAGUCUCGCGCGUAACUUUCCCCCAGUUACGGGCAACUUAUGCGCGAGGUCCACCAGCAGGGGCCUUCUCGUCCGCACCUCCUCGGUCGGGCUGCCCGAAAGUCAGCCCCGAAGCCGCGGCUCGCUAACGAACCAUCCGGAGAAUCAACUGUACAUAGUACUAGGUGAUGCGGCUGCGUGCGCUGCCCGUAUGUUGAUUUUUCUCUUUCUAAAGAGGACCAGCGUUCGAUAGAGUAAGGGGAUUCCGAUGAGAGAGAUGGCUCCUGUAGGAGGUAGAAGGGAAGGAUCACACUUAUCGCGACUGCGAGUCGAGGUCGGCCUGCAGCGGGCGGAGUCGCAGGAGAACGACGCGGGGGACCCCCGGAUGGGAAACGAGGGUUUAAUGGCGGACCCGGGGGAAAAAGUUGUCAACUCCUAAACGUGUAUCAUAGAGGCGUGCGGCCCUUCGCACCUGAACCUAUACAUUAUGAAGGUAAUGAGAGGAAACGUUGUUUGUAAUAUGUGUACAUAAAGACUCCAAGUAAAGUAUCUUAUUUUCUUACAAACUAUACAGCGGUAAACGUUAGAAACGAGGAAUACUUAAAAUUUUGUUAUUCACUAUUAAUCUCUAUUUAUUCAGGAAUCCACGCGGCUUGCUUCGGGCACUCGGCCCUUGGAGUGCUCGCGUUAGAGAUCGUCUCGUUUCAUUUUACGCCAAGAACAAGGAGCGACGAGCCGACCUGGCGGUACCUUCUCGAAGCGGUUUAGAGGCAGCCAGGCAUUAAGACGAGUCAAACGGACGCUUUUUGCCGAGACAAAAUAAGAAAGAGGAAGGAAAAACAAUUUUAACCGUUCCGCCUUGAGGUGUACCGACUGCGGUUACGUCGACUCGUUAAAACUCGAUCUGUUGUCCCGAGCUGCUGCUUUCGCGGACGUGUCUUGUACAAGCGGAAAAUCAUUUUAUCGGAUCAGCAAAGGGACCUUCCCUCGACGAACCUCGAAUUAGUCUUCGUCGGGCGAGUAUUCGCUUUCGCUCGUCUUUCUUUUUAUAUAUAUAUAUAUUUUUUUUCCUUUUAGACUAAUUUAUACGAAGGCUUCAAUCAACGAAAUUACGCGAUCGUUUGCGCAUACCGUCGAUGUGGAUUUUGUUGAUCCUGUAAAAUAUAUUCUCGGUAUGAGAGCAUGUCGAUGACGGUUUCAAGGGGUGUGAUUCGAGACUGUGCCGAUGGGGCGCCGUGACUGACGAAUCGCUUGCUUUCUAGUUACUUUACCACUUAGCCCUUUAAACUGUAUGUCGAAUGCGUAGAAAAGAAAAGGAAAAAAAAAACAAAAAGAAGAAGAAUGUUAGCUCGGUUUCAUUCCAUGGUUUAGAACGUGGGGCGACCUUAUGUGCAGUUUCAGGUCCGAGGCUCGAAACGUGGGGGACGUAUUUUCUCGGUGAUUGGAUCGCUACUAAUUAACUAACGCCUAGGGGAGUAAGAUUACGCGGAGGAGACCUCGCGCGGUUUUAGGGUUACUUUCGUACCAGGAGUUUAAAUUAUUUAUAGUUCAAAGCCCGUGAAGCUGCACGUACUAUUACCUCGACAUUAUUAUCGUUUUUGCGCAACGCUAGGAUUUUUAGGAAAGAACGAAAGGAAAAAAAAGUAAGACACGUAGAGAAUCGUAUUUACUGGAGAUUCGGUCAUUUCUCUCUGGGCACGUUCGAGCUCCCACGUGGUGACACGUGGUUGCUUUUCCUUUUUUUUCUUUUUUUUGGUUUAUUAACGAAACGUCAAACUCACGAUCUCAUUACUGGCAAGCUUACUACUCGUGCAAUGCUACCACUUAAGGAAAUCUUUGCUGAUGGAAGUAUCAUGAUUUUUUUAUUUUUUUUUUAUUUUUUUGGUUUUUCGUUUUAGAACGACUUAAGCUUAGGCUCGAUUCUCGGAUAAGGUAUUAAAAGGGCGGAAUGAAGGAAACGCCGGAAUCACCUCGCCUUGAGCCGCCAUUCGCCGAUGCUUCGCGAUUAGCGUUAACAAACGUCCAGAUAAACGGUAAAACUAGAGCACGGAAUCGAAGACACUCCGUAUCGCGGUGGAGAGACGAGUCGAUAUCCUUCGGACGAUCCUCGGCCGUCGAUCCCCGCGAUCUGACCACGGUUUGAUCGUCACGUCACACGCGACCUAGGGAAAUAUCUUGUGUUAUAAUCGUAAGACAACAAUAAUGGGUAGGACGCAAUGGGGAACUAUACUGUACAAAUUUUCACGUGUACAUAUUUAUUAUACCGAGGAAGAUUAACGAGAUAACGAGGGAGGAAAGGGGGAGGCGAGCGAGGGUGGAGGUACCGCAAUGGCGAGUCGGGGGCGAGCGAGCGGGGCGCGUUUCAUUUAAACAUUUUACUGUUCACUGUAAUAAACUUAUAGGAAGGUACGUUAAAUUCUAAAUAAUUAUAUUUCUACGUAUAAUUUAAGACGAUAAGGAACACACUCUACUCGUAAGUAUUUCCAUAAGAGGUCGUCGCGCAGCACUGCGUAAGGGACGGAUUUAGCGCGAGUACACAGAUACACUCUCACACACACACAUACACAUACACUCUCUUCUACCCAGUGCUACGGGGACGCGCGCCUGUAUCAUAACACAUUACUGUAUCACCUAUGUUUUUGUAUUUGGUAAUCUAAUUAAAGAAUAUCAAUUAAUAAACAGAAGGUUAAUAGAAAGUAUAUUAUAUAUUUGAGUAAAGCCGGCAAGUGUUAAUGUUAUCCAUAACGCGAAAUUAAAUUUGUGUGUAGUGGUACCUAAAGAAAGAACGUUUUAAAGCUAAAAUGGAUGCGGUUGUUCUGGAUAAGACUUAACGCUCGUUUACUCAUAACUUAUUAUGUACAUCGUCUGAAAGAAACACGGUACGUUCGUAAAGAAAAUAAAUAUAAGUAUAUAUCAA